ACUCUGGGUUGGUUGUGUGUUUAUGACUCUCCAUCAGUGGUUGCUUGCACCCAUAGCCCAAGCUCAAGCCACUUUAUCUUCACCUGACUCCAGACCAGAUAGCCUUCUUUGCACACUGGUUUUAUAGAGGUACUUUAUUCCCACUCUUUUGCCUAUGAUCAGAGCAAACUGAACCUCCAAAAAAUAGAUUUUUAUCAUUUCUCUUCCAUAGGACCUUAAAUGAAUGGCAGUACAGAGUGGUGCCCUGUGCACAGUUAGGAGGACCUAGAGCAUAUGCUAGUGAGUGAGUGGAGAGGAAAGAAGGGAGUGGGUACAAAUCUCAGUCCUGGGACCCAUGAGGAUAUGCUGGUGGAAAGACAGUCUUCUGAGGAUUAACUGCGCUUUACAAAUUUUUCUUUUGGCUUUCAGUCUGGAAAGGUAUCCACUGACAAUACUCUGAACCAUUUCUUGAUGGGUCAUGUGGUUUCCAGAGGAAGUAAAAAUGAGAAUCCAUGCAGGGAAAAUAAGAGAAUUAGAUACUUGAUCUGAACUGAAAGAGUAGAGAACGUGGUCAGAGUCAUAAACUACUUGAAUAAUUAUUUCAAGAACUUUUUGCCACUAUGGUUUGGGGAGGCAAAAUUAGUAUCUAUAGAUUAAAGAGAUUUCCCCAAAACUCCAAAUUUCUUGGGUAAUAUAUGUAACCUGAGACCACCCUUUGGAAUCUAUGCAAAGACUAGAUGCCAUUUCCCAGGUAUUUUAUAGGAUAGUGGUGACCUCAAACAGCCCUUUCGUCUGAUAUCCUAGAGUGUUCUACCUGGGCACUGCGAGAUGUCUUAGGUUGAGAAAGAAAUGGGUCAUCAUUCAGGGACUGAGGCUUGGUUACAUAUUGGAGUGAAAAGGCGAAUGAAGGCAAGUGCGUAUCAAAAAGGCCUGGAUCCUGAUUCUGGUUCUGAGAUCUGUAACCUUAGGAAAGACAAAAUCUGAGGGUCAUAAAGUGCAGAUCAUAGUAAUACAUAGCCCAUUAGAGUACUGUGUGAAUUUGAUAAAGUAAUGAAUAUCAGGUUAACGUGCAGACAACAGUGCCUGGUAACAGUAAGCGUACGGGAAGUGGUAGUGAUUACGUCUAAAGCUGAAUACAGUUCAAAAGUAGUAAGAAACCUAUGAACCCCAUCCUGGAUCCCAAUUGUGAUUCUGAUAUGUAACCUUACGAAAUACAAGUUCUUGGGGUUAUAUAUAUAGUAAAGAUACUUUUUUACAUGUAGGUAAACAUAAAUAGAUGAUAAAAGUUAUGCCAAAUUGUGAGGUUAAAAAUAGCGUGCACAAUGGGAAAAGGGUUGAUCAGAGCUCCAGUGUUUGUGUUCUAUUUUUUGGGUGGGUGGUUUAAUACCAACUUUAGUUUUUUUAAAUAUGCGUGCUAAAAUGCCAAGGUUGAUCACUGAAAAUAUAUAUAACCUCCAAAUGAAAGUGAUAGGAAAUAAUGGAAUAAGGAAAAGGAAAGAAAAAUUGAGAAAUGAGAAAGCGUGAAAAAAGUGGGUAAAGCAAAUUAAUAAAGAUGGCAAAAAUAAGUCCAGAUAUAGUAACCACAAUAAAUGUAAAAAGGAUUAAACUAACGAGAAAAAAAAGAUUGAAUUUUAAAGCAAAACAAACCCCAGCCAUACUUCGUUUGCAGGAGACACAACUAAAACAUGGACACAGAAAGUUGUCUUGCAACUAUAAGCAGGACAUCUUAAAAUGUUGAAUAAAAAAGAGUAGUCUCAGGAGACAUUACAUAUUAUAGAGUCAAAAUGCAAAAUCUAACCCUUCCUCUUUCCUUAGAGGCUGCUGAGAGCCUGGUACCUUUGACCCUCCUGAGAAGCAUAGGACAGGGGACAAGAGAAAUACCAUCUCUCAAGAAAUGUGCUGUCUUCAAGCCGAGGGCAGCCAAAAGCAUUUCUCCUGGAAUUGAGAUUGUAAACCUACAGAAGGCCAGAAGAGUCACUGGGGAAGAUUUUCACUGAGGAGUGUCUUAGAUGAUGAGGGCAGCAACCUGAGGCAGCAGAAGCUGGACCGGCAGCGGGCCCUGCUGGAGCAGAAGCAGAAGAAGAAACGCCAGGAGCCCCUGAUGGUGCAGGCCAACGCGGACGGGCGGCCCCGGAGCCGGCGGACCCGGCAGUCGGAGGAGCAGGCACCCCUGGUGGAGUCCUACCUCAGCAGCAGCGGCAGCACCAGCUACCAAGUUCAAGAGGCCGACUCACUUACCAGUGCGCAGCUGGGAGCCACCCGCCCAACAGCACCAGCCUCAGCCAAGAGAACCAAGGCAGCAGCUGCAGCGGGGGGCCAGGGCGGGGCCUCUAGGAAGGAGAAGCAGGGGAAGCACAAAGGCACCAGCGGGCCAGCUGCACUGGCAGAAGACAAGUCUGAGGCCCAAGACCCGGUGCAGAUCCUGACUGUGGGCCAGUCAGACCACGCUCAGGACGCGGGGGAGACGGCAGCCGGCGGGGGCACACGGCCCAGCGGGCAGGACCUCCGUGCCACGAUGCAGAGGAAGGGUGUUUCUAGCAGCAUGAGCUUUGAAGAGGAAGAGGAGGAUGAGGAUGAAAAUAGCUCCAGCUCCUCCCAGCUAAACAGUACCACCCGCCCCAGCUCUGCUACUAGCGGGAAGUCCGUCAGGGAGGCAGCCUCGGCCCCCAGCCCGACAGCCCCGGGACCCUCGGCGGAUGUCGAGGUCCAGGAUCUUGAGGAGUUUGCACUGAGGCCAGCCCCCCAGGGUAUCACCAUCAAGUGCCGCAUCACGCGGGACAAGAAGGGGAUGGACCGGGGCAUGUACCCCACCUACUUCUUGCACCUGGACCGCGAGGAUGGGAAGAAGGUGUUCCUUUUGGCGGGAAGGAAGAGAAAGAAGAGUAAAACUUCCAAUUACCUCAUCUCUGUGGACCCAACAGACUUGUCUCGAGGAGGGGACAGCUACAUCGGGAAACUGCGGUCCAACCUCAUGGGCACUAAGUUCACCGUUUAUGACAAUGGAGUCAACCCUCAGAAGGCAUCAUCCUCCUCUACUUUGGAAAGUGGAGCCUUGCGUCAGGAGUUGGCAGCUGUGUGCUACGAGACAAACGUCUUAGGUUUCAAGGGGCCGCGGAAGAUGAGUGUGAUUGUCCCAGGCAUGAACAUGGUUCACGAGAGAGUCUCCAUCCGGCCGCGAAACGAGCACGAGACGCUGCUAGCACGCUGGCAGAGUAAGAACACGGAGAGCAUCAUCGAGCUGCAAAACAAGACCCCUGUCUGGAAUGACGACACGCAGUCCUACGUACUCAACUUCCAUGGACGCGUCACACAGGCCUCUGUGAAGAACUUCCAGAUCAUCCAUGGCAAUGACCCGGACUACAUUGUGAUGCAGUUUGGCCGUGUGGCAGAGGAUGUGUUCACCAUGGAUUACAACUACCCACUGUGCGCGCUGCAGGCCUUUGCCAUCGCCCUGUCCAGCUUCGACAGCAAGCUGGCCUGCGAGUAGAGGGCCCCCCUGUGCCCUUUGGGGUUGCCCAGCCUGGAGCGGAGCUGCCUGCCUGCAGAGACAGCCCUGCUUACCCUCUCUCUGUACAUAGGCCUCCCGCCAGAUGAACCUUCAGCUCUCAGUGGCGCCCUGGCCCAGCCGGCUCAGACCGGACUCCUGCCUCCACUGUGGAGACAGGACCAGGUGGGGGAGGUGUGUGUGUGAGGGGCCAGCGUGAAUUCUUCCUGGGCCCCAAGGUCCGUACGCACACUCCCACUCUUGAGUUAGUAUCCUGCUGCAGCCGUGUUUGCCAAGCUGGGCAGCCUCUUCAGUUGGGAAGGUAGGAAGAAACAGAGGGAGAGGAAGCACAAUGCAGGGCUCCUGGGGCCCAGCCAUCCACUCAGUCUAGGACUUAGGUGACAGUGGGUCCCCGACAGUGAAGGGCACAGUGUGGGUGUGUAUGUGUGUGUGUUGGGUACAUCGAUUUUAUAUAGAAGGGCUAGGAUCGGCUUCCAGGCCCUUUGCUGACUCCGGAAGGGCUCAGCCAGGCUGGGAGAAGUUACGGGGGUUUGGGAAAGGUGAGUGGCAAGAGCUUGUCAGGACUGCGGGGGUCCGGCUGGCGAAUUGGUUGGUGGCCCAGGGUUCCCGCCCAUUUGAUUUCUCUAGGUUUUCUCUGUGUGCACGGAGGCAGCAGGAGGCCGGGGCCUGCGGGCCCCAGGCUCAGCAUGCGGGAGGUACACAGCACACGCUGCCUGAGGAGCUUUCUGCGGGGCAGCUUGUGCAGAGUGCCCAGGAGACGCGGACGGGGCCGGGCGCCCAGCCUCAGAGGGCACUCAGGUAGGCAGGCCUGGGCCUCUAGCUGGCAGGGCAGCGGUCCUAAGCCAUGGCGUGUUCCAGGAAGAAAGUGUAGCUCCAGGGGCUCUGGCCGGUGCCUCGCAGCCCCUGUGCGCAGCCUAGGUCGGGGCUGCUGAGGCCUUGCGUGUGGUUCUUCUGGGCUGGGAAUGGGACAGGGUGAAGAAAGGCAGGGAGUACGUUAGAACCACAAGAGAGGAGAGGUGGCAGAAGCCUUAGAGAUGAACUAGUACAACGUGUCACUUUAGGGGAAUCACAUUUAGAAGAUGGACUUGCACCGGGUCACCUAGCUGGUCAGUGGCCGAAUUCAGAACUUCCGCCCCCUCGAUUUCUUUGUUCCUACCAUCCCCCGAGAAACUGCUCUCUCUGGUUCUCUGGCCUUCCUGGGCCCCCGGUCUGCAUGCCCUCCCCCUUUUGUCUGAUUACAGAGACUUAGAAAUGUCGGAGUUGAUGUACGAAAUUGAAACCGUUCUCAGAGGGAAAUUAGGCAGUUUCCUGCUGAAAGCUGGCUUUUUGAACAUCAGUCUAAUCAGGACUGCCCAGUGUCUGGCUUCUCCCCGAAGGCAGGCCUCACGAAGGCCGUUGCGCCUUUCUCUGUUGGGGUGUGGUGGGUGAGGCGUGAGUGUUCCAGGGCGGGGCCUGAUCUCCACCAUCCUCCUCUUUGGAUGGCACUCUUGACCCUGAAGCCUUGGGAACGCUAAGCUCUUGCCUGCCAUUGACCCUGGCGGAGGCUGCUUGCCCAGACGGAGGCCAGAACUCAGUGGGAAGCAAGCAGGAGUUGUUCUUCCCUUCAGCGGAGAUGUGCUUGGAAAGGCUGCAUAGAAAUUUUUGGUUUAAAUAAGUCCUACUUGAAACAUUCGAGUGAGGCUCUGUAGUGAGGGGGAGUGGUUCUGACUGAAGUGGUAGGUAGCAGUGUGUUCUCAUUUCCUUAGAAGAUUUCCUAUGUGGAGUGUUCUAGUGGGGAUCUGGGUGAGGCCCCUCUACGGGACUAGUUUCUGGACCACUCCUGGGGUCAUUCUGAGGGCACUAGACUUUUUCACACUGGGGCUGAUCCACUUUUCCACAGUCCCAGUUGGGCUCUUACUCUCCUGACUGGGAAGAGACCUGUUGACAUUUGGGAUGGUGGAAGCUAGAUCUCGGAAGUCUGGUUUAAGCUGUUUCUCUGGGUCUAGGAUUUUAGAGUAGAACAGGUUGAUCUGAGAGGAAAGCCUGGCGCCAGUGUGGAAAAGGCAGAAGCACAAGGGCAAACGCUCAUACCCUGCGUUCCAUCGAAUAUGCAGGAGAGGACGAGGAGGGGUUAGGAACGUGGCUUAGAGCUUCCCAGCCUAGACAUGGGGACGGUAGCUCAGCAGCAAAACUCUGUUGGGCACAGAGUGACAAGAGCAGUUGAGUCACCUGCUCGAGACCCAGCUUCACAAGGUCUGUUCUUAAGACCCCAUUCCUGGUGAUGCUGGUUUUCCCUGACCACUGGCCGCCUAGCCAUGGGCCCAAAGACUCAAAAAGCUGCCAGGGCCCCUGGAGACCACCUGGGCUCAGCAUCUCCCAGGGUAAGAGCUCUUGUCCUUCACACCCUCUACCCAGAUGGGACUGGAUGAUGGAAUGAGCAAGCCCUAAGGGUGGUGGGCAGCUGGGACCUCAGGCAGCUCCUUCUGUCACUGCUCCUGGGGCCACACCCUCUUCCCCCAAACAGCUCUUCUGUAGAGCUGUGAUGUUCACUUCCCCACUCUUCUUUCCUUCUGGCUCCAAGGUGCUCUGUCUCUGUCUGUGUGUCUACGUGUCUGUGUAUAUUUGGGGAAAAGGGCAAUCUGCAACUCACCCGCUGAGGUUUCUUACUACGAUCAUUGUUCUAAGGAUGAGUAGGAAAGGAAUAAGGAUAUUACGAUUACCUGUGGAUUUUGUUCAUUUCAUGCUCUUUGGUCAGAAAGUAAACCUGGGAAAGUACCAGCUCUUUCUUGGGAGAAAGAUUAGGAGGAUACCGUCUAAGAAAUUUUAGUUUUUCAGUUCCAUUUUGCAUUACCUGAAGAAAUUGGUAUGUUACAUGCAUGCUUUGGGAUGAAUUUGAACAUAGUCUAGUGAAUGUGCCUUAAAAAUCACGACACUAGUUCAGAAGGAGCAGUUAAGGUCCAGACGCAUGCUGAAGACAGGUGUUUGUUAGAAGCCAGCGAGUGUGAAAAUUUGGAGUCUGUGUCCUUCAGUGACAAAAAGGGCAACAAAAUUGCAGAAGCUUGUCUUUGGUCUGGAAAUAGAGCAUUUACCUCUAAGUUUAUAUUUAGAGGAAAUUUUAAAUUUAAUAAGCAGUGGUGGUGAUUUCAAACCUCCUAAGGACAUGCUUUCCUCACAGUGGGGUCCGCAGUGAGGGGAGACGCCGGGCGGCCCAUGGCUCUGUGACGCAAGCACAAACCCUCUCCUGGCUAGAGUCCCUGGUGGUCCCUCACUGUGGCAACACUGGCCGCCCCUCCAGAAUUCUUUGCCCCAGCUGAGCUGUACCUGUGACCGCCGAGCACACUUUUCCAGAGCUGAAGGAGUCUGCUGUGUUGUGGGGCCCAGCACUGAACGGUAGCGGCCCCCAGGAACAGACCAGGGCAAGGACUCCUGUUUGUGCUGGGUCUUUCUGUACCUCCAGUUUGCAAUCUUGCCAUCUCAGGAUAUGGGCGGGGCGGGGGAGGCAUAGCAGAAGCGUGCGGAUAGAUUUAAUUUUCUGACCACGUUGCGAGGCACGGUGGUCUUCUAGAGAGCACUAGUGCACUUACUUAGCUAUGUGAUUCUGAGCAAACCACAUGAUCUUCCUAGGUCGUUUUCUCAUCUACACAGCUGCAGUAAGAAUUAGGGUGAAUGAAAAUUGAUCUUUGCUUUCAUCACUACCUUUUCUGGCUCAUCACUGUGCCUUUUUUCUUUCCUUAGAAACCUGUCACACCCAUUCCUCUCUCCUGUUCUACUGCCCCUCUCCCUUCCCCCAUCAGGGUCCAGGCAGAGCUGCAGAUUAGGCCAAGAUCCAGAGUUUCCUAGAGUGUAAUUUUGAGUGGCUUAGAAAGGGAAGCCUGACUCUGGCCUCUUUAAUCCUGCAGAGUUUCAAAGGGGACUUGGUCAGGAUGGGGGGCACUUCUCUUGCUGGGAUUAGCCAUUUAGCCAGUUUUCCUAAUGCCUAGAAUAUGUAUGUCCAUUUGCACAAGAUUGUCUUUUCCUAUUCUGGAGUGGUCGUUUUAUUUUUGUUCCAAAUUAUCUGGAGUUUUAGACAAACUUGCAAAACUGUGCUUUUAUUAAGUGACUUUUUGAAUAAACUCUUUGCUAUUCUUGAGCAAAUGUAUUUAUUUACUGGUAUGUGCAAUGAAAAAGUUGGUAUUUUCCCAUGUUGACAUUAUAUAUGUUGUAGAACUUAGUGUUUGUCUAAGGACAGACCAUACAGCAACAAAUUAAACUUGAACUGUUUCAAUA
Leptonychotes weddellii (Weddell seal) is the source of this 7729-nucleotide messenger RNA. Lineage: Eukaryota; Metazoa; Chordata; Mammalia; Carnivora; Phocidae. The record is from RefSeq and is a predicted model, not a curated record.